GCAGGUAGCGACACUCACCUGAGCCCGUGCACAGGGCUCCUGUCGCCUCGGGAGCGGCGGACUGGCGGCCUGGGCCGCGGAGGGGCCCCCUGUGCUGCGGGACUGGGGGACUCGGGAGCAGCCCCAGCGCGGACCUGCGAACUGAGGUGAUGGCGCGUCUUCCUUAAAUCCCUCCCCCACCCCGCACCUCCGCCCUCCAGGCUCUCGCCCGGGAAGCCAGGAGAGAGGGGCCCCGGGCGCGGAGCACACGCGGGCGCACGCCCCGAGGCCAGCGCGCCGAGAGGGGCGCCGCGGCGCCGGCGCAGGAAACUUGGGCGAAGUUAGUUGCAAGUCCCGGGCGGAGGCCCAGAGGACCGAGGAGGGGGCGCGGCCGGUGCUGGGCCCGCCGAGCUGCCCGGAAGCCGGGCCGCGAUCCACGCCCGGUGCGCUCCGGGAGCCCGAGUCGGCCGGAGAGCCAGGAGGGGCUUGGAGCGAGCGGAGCCGGCAAUGGCUCGAGGGACAGCGAGACGCGGCGCUUCGGCGAGCCACGAGGAUUUCCUUUGAGGCCCGGAGAUCCUAGGCUCGCCCAAGCCUCAUCCAACCUCCUUCCCCGACCGGCAGGCGGAGAGGAAGACCCACGAGGCAGGUGCUGGGGCGCGGACAGCUCCCCCCGCAAAACCCCAGCUCAUUAGGGGGGUUCCCGUCAGCGCGCCCUGCCUGCCCCGAGUGAGGAAGACCGGCUGGUGCCGCUGUAUUUGUAUUUAUAUCCAUUGCUGCGCUCUGCGUUCCCUUGGUGCGCCCGGACCCUCCUCCGUCUCCCCCCUCCUCUUCCUCCUCCGGGGCCACCUCCCCUCCUCCCCCCACCCCCAUCAGCUACUGUCAAAUGAGAAAGUCACCGAGGAGAACCCAAACACUCCAGCCGCCGAGAGCCCCCUUUGGCACUUGGCAGCGCGCGGCGGCUGAUUCCUCUGCUCAACCUGGUGGAGCCUCCGCGACGCAAGUUUCCCGGCUGCUGUGCCUUUAACAGAGAAAAGACCGAGGACGGGGAGAGCGCUGCCCGGUGGCGGCUACCUGCGGGGAGUUCGCGAGCGAACGCGACUGGAGAGGAAGGACAAAAAGAAAGCAAAGGGCAGACUGCCACCGUGGGGUGGGGACACCGCCGAGAAGUUAUCGCGCCCCGGAGAGGAUUUUCCCGAGCGCUCGGCCGGAGAGAGCGGGGCGGCCAGGGGAGCGGCGCGGCCCGGGGCUGGUCCCCCGGCCCCCUCCUCCCGCGCGGGAGCGACGCCGGGGUGCGAAGUGGGGCGCGGCGAGCGCGGCGGGCCGAAAGGGUCCCCGCGGACAGCCAACAUUGAUUUCCUCCGGGCCGACAGCGACGGCGCGGGCGGCGGCGGCGGCGGAGGCGGGCUGCAGCCGCGGCACGGCGAGAGCAUGUCCAAGCCGGUGGACCACGUCAAGCGGCCCAUGAAUGCCUUCAUGGUCUGGUCGCGGGCUCAGCGGCGCAAGAUGGCCCAGGAGAACCCCAAGAUGCACAACUCGGAGAUCAGCAAGCGCCUGGGCGCCGAGUGGAAGCUGCUCACCGAAUCGGAGAAGCGGCCGUUCAUCGACGAGGCGAAGCGCCUGCGCGCCAUGCACAUGAAGGAGCACCCAGACUACAAGUACCGGCCGAGGCGCAAGCCCAAGACGCUGCUCAAGAAGGACAAGUUCGCCUUCCCUGUGCCCUACGGCCUGGGCGGCGUGACCGACGCCGAGCACCCGGCACUCAAGGCGGGCGCCGGGCUGCACGCGGGCGCGGGUGGCGGCCUGGUGCCCGAGUCGCUGCUCGCCAACCCCGAGAAGGCGGCCGCCGCCGCCGCCGCGGCUGCCGCCCGCGUCUUCUUCCCGCAGUCGGCCGCCGCCGCCGCCGCAGCCGCCGCCGCCGCCGCCGCCGGCAGCCCCUACUCGCUGCUCGACCUGGGCUCCAAGAUGGCAGAGAUCUCGUCCUCCUCGUCCGGCCUCCCGUACGCGUCGUCGCUGGGCUACCCGACCGCGGGCGCGGGCGCCUUCCACGGCGCGGCGGCGGCGGCUGCAGCGGCGGCCGCGGCCGCCGGGGGGCACACGCACUCGCACCCCAGCCCGGGCAACCCGGGCUAUAUGAUCCCGUGCAACUGCAGCGCGUGGCCCAGCCCCGGGUUGCAGCCGCCGCUCGCCUACAUCCUACUGCCCGGCAUGGGCAAGCCUCAGCUGGACCCCUACCCCGCGGCCUACGCCGCCGCGCUAUGACCCCGCGGGGCCGCCUCGCGAGGACCGGUGUGCACACUGUACAUAUGUAUAGGUACGAGCUCUGCGGCCUCCCCGAGCGCCCUCCCGCGACGGGGGCCCCGGUUUGUAUGUACAUAAGAUGUCUAGGUGCCAGGCGGAGGCAGAGAGGCCAGUCGGGGCGCGAGUGGCCGAGCGCGCGAGUGCGCGGGCGAGUGUGCGUGUGAAUUCACAGGGUCAUUUCAGACCUGCACCCCGGCAGACAACCUUAAAGAGGGCAGUUGUAUCUCGCAGCAGUUGAUGUUUGCUUUGCACUUCGGAACCUGUUGCGUUACGGCCCACAGAGGUGGAAGAGUAACUUUUUGAUAUGUUGGGCUUUCCAGCUUUCUCUGUUGGAAGUUUAUUGUCGGUUUUGUUUUUGUUUCCCAUUAUCUUUCUUUUAUUGUUAUUAUUCUUUUCUCCUGGUCGCUGUUGCAUGCACUCUGUUCAAAUGUUGGGUCUGAAAUGGUUGGCACAAGGGAAAAGCUGAUCUGUGUCAUUAGUUUCUCGGAGCGGGAUGGCUCUGAGCAGCCUUGCUCCCUAUUUGUACCAUUUGAACUUUGCAAAUCUCUGUUCUCUCAAGCAGAACCCCCAGGCCGGAUCCAUUCUUGACCAGUGACCGGCUCGAAUCUGGCCUUUUGUGUGUGAGACGAUCACGGUUUCUUUGGUUUAUCAUGGCAUAUGCAAAUCAGAGCAAGAGCUCUUUCUCAAGAGCAAGGACCGCAAACAAGAAAUAUGUGUGAGAUGAAAGGUUGUCAAUUGGAUUUUCUCCCUUAAAAAACAAACAAACAAACAAAAAACCGCUAGAAGUCUCCCUGAGUCCACUCGCUUGGAUUUUUGACACAGUUUACACAGAAAGAGAAAAGGCAUUAUUCCUAUUUUCCCCUUAUGACUUGAGUUUCACUUUAAGAUUGUAAAUGUGUAUAGGUCCUUGAAAACAUUAAGUCUGAAAAUGUGUUAUUUGCGUUGCCCUAAAUCUGAGUCGGUUUUAGACUCUAAAACAUUUUGAACAAAUGUCAAAGUUAACUUUUAAAAAUUGCGGGACUAUUUCAGAACCGCAAUUUAAUCUAAGAUUAAAUCAGACUUUUUUUGUCUGAGUGGUAAUUAUAUAUUUAUUAUUUAACAAAACAAAGCAAAAACCAGAAUUGUUUUGACAGAUGCCUCUCUGUUUCAGCUAGCAUUUCUCCAACUCAAACCGUUUAAAUAAAUGUGUUUUGGAGUUCCCUCCCUAAUUAGCUUAUUUUUUAGAUCACCUGCAAUUCAUUUGCAAAUUAUGAUAAAACACAUUUUAGAGAAAAGAACCUCAUUUGUAGCUUUUUUUCUUUUUAAAUGUAUAUAUUUUGACUAAUGUUUGUGAAUGAAGUUGGCUAACAUGUAUUUAGUUUCAUUUUGGCUUUAUGUAAUAUAAAGUUUUAAAAAGUUUAAGUAUUGGUUUUAACCUUUAUGUGUAAAUGGUUUUCUUGUGUGAUCUUCUAAUUUAAUAUUAGACGUCUAAGCUAUAUCUGUAAAUUAGAAUCCGACUAUCACUCUGUUCAUUUUUUUUGAACAAAGAGUUUAAAUAAAGCCUGAACCAGGGAAAAGAGAAAAUCCUUUAUUUCUUGUUGAGUUCCUAACAAGAUUUUUAUCUGAAUUGCCCUUACGUGCCUGGUCCAGGUGAAGUGUAAGGUAUCCUCCAAAGGCAGCCUUUGUUUCACUUUUGAAUAGAU
Molecule: messenger RNA, 3959 nt
Organism: Physeter macrocephalus (sperm whale)
Lineage: Eukaryota; Metazoa; Chordata; Mammalia; Artiodactyla; Physeteridae
Gene: SOX21
Product: SRY-box transcription factor 21
Exons: 1
Coding region: 1408-2238 (276 amino acids)
Biological process (GO): cell differentiation; positive regulation of transcription by RNA polymerase II; negative regulation of transcription by RNA polymerase II
Molecular function (GO): RNA polymerase II cis-regulatory region sequence-specific DNA binding; DNA-binding transcription factor activity, RNA polymerase II-specific
Source: RefSeq, a predicted model, not a curated record